This is a messenger RNA of Anguilla anguilla (European eel), 918 nucleotides long. RefSeq names its product trypsin-1-like. Gene Ontology annotation, biological process: proteolysis. The record is from RefSeq and is a predicted model, not a curated record. The transcript is spliced from 6 exons. NCBI's taxonomy places the organism in Eukaryota, Metazoa, Chordata, Actinopteri, Anguilliformes, Anguillidae. Bases 72 to 797 code for a protein of 241 amino acids. Gene Ontology annotation, molecular function: serine-type endopeptidase activity.
UAGGGUCUGAGGGAGGUAUAUAAACCUCACUGGCACGACAGUCCUUCAUUCCACAGGAUCACCAAGUCACCAUGAGGUCUCUGGUCUUUAUUCUGCUUCUGGGAGCCGCUGUGGCUCAGGAUGAUGAUAAGAUUGUGGGAGGGUACGAGUGUGAGCCCCACUCCAAGCCCUGGCAGGUGUCUCUGAACUCUGGGUACCACUUCUGCGGUGGCUCCCUGGUCAACGAGAACUGGGUGGUGUCUGCUGCUCAUUGCUACAAAUCCCGUGUUGAGGUGCGUCUGGGCGAGCACAACAUUAGGAAGACUGAGGGCAACGAGCAGUUCAUCCGCUCCUCCCGCGUGAUCCGCCACCCCAAAUACAACUCCUGGACCAUCGAUAAUGACAUCAUGCUGAUCAAGCUCAGCGAGCCCGCCACCUUCAGCGACGCUGUGCAGCCUGUGGCCCUGCCCACCAGCUGUGCCCCUGCUGGCACCAUGUGCACCGUCUCUGGCUGGGGCGACACCAUGACCUCCAACGAUGGCACCAGACUGCAGUGCCUGGAGAUCCCCAUCCUGGAGAACAGGGAUUGUGACAACGCUUACCCUGGGAUGAUCACCGACGCCAUGUUCUGCGCUGGAUACCUGCAGGGAGGCAAGGACUCCUGCCAGGGUGACUCUGGCGGCCCUGUUGUGUGUAACGGUGAGCUCCAGGGUGUUGUGUCCUGGGGAUACGGCUGUGCUGAGAGGGAUCACCCCGGUGUCUACGCCAAGGUCUGCCUCUUCAACGACUGGCUCGCCUCCACCAUGGCCAGCAACUAAAUCCAGCUGAAGGACUAACACUCCCAAAAACCACUGUGAACCUCAAUGUCAUGUCAUGCCAUGACUGCGUCAUCAGACUGUUUACCUCAGGAAUAAAGUUUCACAAUCAAAAAAACCUUUA